CUAGUCCCUUUCUCUGUGAAGCAUUCCUCCUCUCUUGUCGCCUAGCUACUCCUCCUACAAUUGUUGCUGUCACUUGUAGCUUCCUCUUUGCAUGGUGGCUGUUACUGUUGGAAGAUCCUACACGAAGCUGAACGCUAAGCUGUCGUUUGACCUCUCCUCGAGGUCUACUUCGUUCACCCUUCCCUUGACCUUCUUCAUCCUUCUCUUCUUCUUUCUAAAUCUUUUCAUCCACCCAACAAUUCACACCAUCACUUGUUACAAAGCUUCCAGAAUCCCACCCCCUCUUCUUUAGUGCGUCAUCUACCGAUCUCACUGACAGCCUAUUGCUGCCCCGCCCCGAGACAGCCUGUUAGCAAGCCCUGGUCCGCUCCACCACGAGCAUCAAUCACUCCCCCUGCGCACUGGCAACUGGCACUCGCAUUGGAGUGUCGGGCGAACCUGCAUUUCUGGGAUAGGCAUUCUCGUCGUCGCCACUUACGACCCAGAUUGCCAGACAACCGUCCACCCACAGGCCACUAUUGACCUGGGCCCUACGAAAACGCUCCUCUCUGACCUUGUCCUCCCUAAGCCAUCUCCGGCCGAACAUCCCCCACAUCUCAAUUCCUCGCCGUCAAUGUCACUUUCUACCUCUUACCAAGCUGUCAUUGAUGCUCUAACCAAAGACCUGCUCAGAGACAAGCCUGAAGAUCCCACACAGUACUGUGCGAAUUAUUUCUCUCGCCAGCUCGCAUCCGAGCGGGCAUCCCUUCGCGGCUCCAAGUCAUCCAACACCAACGGCAACAUGGCAGACACGGCCGGUCCUUUUGACCGCAACCCCUUUGGAGCAAAGAACGUCAACAGCAUACAAGAGGAGGACGAAGAACAUGACAACUUUGGCUCCCCAACCGAUGCUACUUUCAAGUCCCGCGAUGCAGGCCGUUCACCCUUCGGCGGUUCUGGGUUCGGGGCCGCCGCAGGUGGUGCUGCUGCAGGCGGAUUGUUUGGCAGUUGGUUAGGGACGCAAGGUACUGAAGAGACCGGAGAACAUCCUCCUCCUGAACCCCCAACUGGCAAAUAUGCUGCUGGCCGGAGAACAUCAGUCUCGGCAGAGUCUAUGCAGCCAGAUGCUGACUCGGGCAAUUGGAAACCACCAAAACAUCCAAAAUCUCCAGAUCAAUUCGAGAGAUUGAAGCAUGCGGUAGCUGGCAACUUCUUGUUCUCCAGUCUUGACGAAGAAUCUUUCCACUUGGUCUUGGACGCCUUGGUCGAAAAGUCGAUUCCAGCUCCCAACAUCAAGGUCAUUACUCAAGGCGACGAAGGUGACUUCUUCUACGUCAUCGAAAGCGGAGAUUUCGACAUCUACAUCAAUCCCAGCGGUUCAGUCGAAGCCGGACCUGAAGGGAUGGGCAACAAGGUGGGCACCAUUGGACCCGGUGGCAGCUUUGGAGAAUUGGCCCUCAUGUACAACGCACCUCGCGCUGCCACCGUGGUUAGUGCGUCUAAAGGAGGUAUGCUCUGGGCUUUGGACCGUCUCACCUUCCGCAGAAUCCUCAUGGACAACGCCUUUCAGAAGCGAAAGAUGUAUGAAGGCUUCCUGGAAGAGGUCCCGCUGCUCGCGUCACUCAAACCCUAUGAAAGAUCCAAGAUCGCAGACGCCUUGGAGACGGUCAAGUUCAAUGCAGGAGACAAGAUUAUCACAGAGGGAGAGCCGGGCGAUGCUUUCUACCUCUUGGAGUCUGGUGAAGCCAAUGCUUUCAAGCAAGGUAUCGACAAGUCGGUCAAGGAUUACCAUCGAGGUGAUUUCUUUGGUGAAUUGGCAUUGUUAGACGACAAGCCUCGUGCCGCAACCGUCGUGGCCAAAACCGCAGUAAAGGUGGCUAAACUCGGACGAGAUGGAUUUAAGCGGCUCCUUGGUCCGGUUGAGAGCAUCAUGAGGCGGGAAGACUACGAUGCUGCAGAUCCAUUGAGCCAACAAAAGACGGUCACCUAGAGGAUGGCUAUGCGCGGACUUGGAUUGCUGAUUUGAACGGCUUACGAUUGAAUGGUACCGGGAAACAUUACGAAACAGAUAUGAGGCAGUAUACCAGAUCAGACCCAACAUGAAUAUGGGACGGGUUGAGGUUUUUCUUUCUCUGGUCAGAGGGAGUGCCACGGCGAUUCAUGUUGACUGAUUGAUUGAAUGAAUUGGCUGGACCAGGGAACAACAUCUCGCAUGGAAAAGAACCCUGGGGCAUCUAGUCAAAGUAGCAAAGCUAUUGCUUGCAUUUUUAUCUUUCGAGUUAUUCGAAUUCCAAUUAUCCAUGAAACUUGGUGGUUUGUUUCAAUCAGUCCUCGGUAUCUGUUUCUUGUUUCGUCGUCCUUAUCUGUCC
This is a messenger RNA of Exophiala oligosperma, 2348 nucleotides long. RefSeq lists its product as uncharacterized. The record is from RefSeq and is a predicted model, not a curated record. Gene Ontology annotation, biological process: regulation of protein phosphorylation. Gene Ontology annotation, molecular function: cAMP-dependent protein kinase regulator activity. Gene Ontology annotation, cellular component: cAMP-dependent protein kinase complex; nucleus. The transcript has a single exon. Lineage: Eukaryota; Fungi; Ascomycota; Eurotiomycetes; Chaetothyriales; Herpotrichiellaceae. The coding region runs from base 614 to 1969 and encodes 451 amino acids.